Molecule: messenger RNA, 5641 nt
Organism: Seriola dumerili (greater amberjack)
Lineage: Eukaryota; Metazoa; Chordata; Actinopteri; Carangiformes; Carangidae
Gene: shank3b
Product: SH3 and multiple ankyrin repeat domains protein 3-like
Exons: 25
Coding region: 15-5192 (1725 amino acids)
Cellular component (GO): dendritic spine; postsynaptic membrane; postsynaptic density
Molecular function (GO): synaptic receptor adaptor activity; ionotropic glutamate receptor binding
Source: RefSeq, a predicted model, not a curated record
CUGACGAUAGCCACAUGCCUCUGAGUCCGGCUGCUGACACCAAACAUGAUCGCCCGCGACAACAGGCGGUUACUAACGGCAACCCGACAGGCUCUGCUGUUGCCAGGGACGACGACGCGGAUGACACGCCCCCUGGAAACAGCAUUGUCGUCCGCAUUGGCAUCCCGGACCUGCAGCAGACGAAGUGUUUGCGGUUGGACCCAGAGUUACCAGUUUGGACCAGUAAGCAGAGGGUUCUGGUGACGUUGACUCAGUCUCUGUCGGAUGUUUUGAACUAUGGUCUCUUCCAGCCGGCGUUCAACGGCCGAGCCGGAAAGUUUCUGGACGAGGAGCGCCUGCUGAAGGAGUAUCCUCUGCCCCCCAUCACACCCAUCCCCUACCUGGAGUUUCGUUAUAAGAGGAGAGUUUACACACAGAGCUACGUGGACGAUAAACAGCUGGCCAAGUUACACACCAAGGCCAACCUGAAGCGGUUCAUGGAGCACGUUCAUCAGAAGAACGUGGAGAAAGUUUCCAAAUGGCUGGAGAAAGGCCUGGACCCCAACUUCCACGACUCUGACAGUGGGGAGUGUCCUCUGACUCUGGCCGUGCAGUUGGAGGAGAGUUGCGAGCUGAUUAAAGUCCUUCGCAGCGGUGGAGCUCACCUGGACUUCAGGACCAGAGAUGGCAUCACAGCCCUGCACCGAGCCGUCCUCUGCAGGAACAGCGCUGCUCUGACUACCCUGCUGGACCUGGGCGCGUCUCCGGACUACAAGGACAGCAGAGGUCUCACUCCUCUCUAUCACUCUGCCAUGGUGGGUGGUGCCCCCUACUGCUGUGAGCUGCUGCUGCAGGACCACGCCAGCAUCGGGAUGACUGAUGAGAAUGGGUGGCAGGAAAUCCACCAGGCAUGUCGCUAUGGUAACGUGCAGCACUUGGAGCACCUGCUGUUCUAUGGCGCUGACAUGAGUUCCCAGAAUGCAUCGGGAAACACCGCACUGCACCUCUGUGCACUCUACAACCAGGACAGCUGUGCCAGAGUGCUGCUGUUCAGAGGAGCAAACAAGGACAUCAAGAACUACAACAACCAGACUGCCUUUCAGGUGGCGAUCAUUGCUGGGAACUUUGAACUUGCAGAAAUCAUUAAGAUCCACAAAACCUCUGAUGUUGUUCCCUUCAGAGAAACUCCCUCCUACACCAAACGACGCCGGGGUGGCGUGACCAGGCCGUCGGCUGGAAAUGGUCUUUCAUCUCCACGUUCUCUGAUUCGCUCAGCCAGUGACAACGCUCUGGAAAGCCCCGCCUCCUCUCCUGGCCCCUCCCUCCAAAGCCUGGAGACACACCACGACACUCACACACACUCGCUACGACGACACACACGCCGACUCAGCCCGAGCGGUGGAGGUCAUGUGGAGACCAGUCCCCCGUCCUCCCCUCCCCUGACCCCCCAGAUGAGGAAGAGGAGGCUGUAUAGUGCCGUACCCGGACGCACCUUCAUCGCCACCCGAUCCCACGUCCCCCAGGGGCCCGGCGAGAUCCAACUGCACCGAGGCGAGAGAGUGAAAGUGCUGUCUAUAGGUGAGGGAGGAUUCUGGGAAGGAAGUGUUAAAGGAAGAACUGGUUGGUUUCCUGCUGAGUGUGUUGAAGAAGUCCAGAUGAGACAAUACGACCCCAGACUGGAGACGAGGGAGGACCGCACUAAGAGACUGUUCAGACAUUAUACUGUAGGAUCCUAUGACAACUACACCUCCUACAGUGACUACGUGAUCGAGGAGAAGACGGCCGUGCUGCAGAAGAGAGAGAGCGAGGGAUUCGGCUUCGUCCUCAGAGGAGCUAAAGCUGAGACGCCCAUCGAGGAGUUUGCCCCCACCCCGGCCUUUCCCGCUCUUCAGUACCUGGAGUCAGUGGACCAGGGGGGUGUGGCUUGGAGGGCGGGGCUACGGACUGGAGACUUUCUCAUAGAGGUGAACGGCAGCGACGUGGUGAAGGUGGGACACCGGCAGGUAGUCAGUCUGAUCCGACAGGGAGGAAGUCGCCUGCUGAUGAAAGUCGUGUCUGUUUCCAGAAAAUCUGAGUCCAACCUGAUCAGGAAGAAAGCUCCACCCCCUCCGAAACGAGCCCCCAGCACCUCGCUCACACUUCGAUCCAAGUCCAUGACCGCUGACCUGGAGGAGAUAGAGAAACUGGACGAGAUGUUGGCCAGCGGUCAGCAGGAAGUCGUUCUGAGGGGCCGUCCGUCAGACGACUUUAGAGCGGCGACGGUCAAACAGCGGCCAACGAGCCGACGAAUCACGCAGGCCGAGAUUAAUUCGCUGUUUGAGCGGCAGGGUCUGGUGCCUCCCUCCGCCCCAGAGAAGAGCACCAUGGCUUUACCCAGGGGAAUGUCAAGAACAAAGAGUUUUGGCACACCUGAGGACGACAGGAUCACCGCUCUGAUCAAUGAGAGUCGGUUUCCACGGAGCUCCUCGCUGACGGACAGCUUCAUCCCUCCUCCUCCUCAGACAGCCCCGCCUCCUCCUCCCUCCGCCGCCUCCUCCACCUCCUCGCUCUUCCUCCUCGACUCCGGCCCGCCUCCCUCCUUCCUCCCCCCUCCACCCCCGGCCCGAGGGGAGGGGCUGACUCGCUCCAGCUUCAAGCCGGGAGCAGAGCCGCGGCUGCAGGAACUCUCCGAUUCGCCGACGAGGAGCCACGCCCACGCCGAGCGGCAGAGGAAGGCGAGGUCGAUGAUCAUCCUGCAGGACACGCCACCGCCGCUGCAGCCUGACGCGCAUGCCGCCGCUGCAACGCACACGCUGCACACUGCCACACACACCGCCACACACACGCUUCACACUGCCACGCAUACCUCCACACUGUCUCUCCACAGCACCAGCCCCGCCCUUGGCCACUCACCACUGUCACGCCGUCGGGGUCGACCAAUAGAAAACCCUUAUGCUAAUGUGGGACAGCAGGCACCACCCACCAAACCACAGAGGAGGAAGUCACCUUUGUUGAAACAGCUUCCUGUAGAGGAGCAGGGACUUGGAAUCAAAGAUCAUGAUCCAUCCAAAUUAGACGGAGGCGGGCCUGGCAGCCCCAGCAGGGCGGAGUUGUACCAGCAGCAGGUUCUUUCAGAGCGCGCUCGGGUUCAGGGGCGCAGGUCGUCUCUCUUCCUGUCUGUUGAAGGGGCGGGAUCAGAAAACCAGGUGCCGCCGCUCCUGACUCAGAGCCAUUCAAUGGAUGACCUCGGCGAGCUUCCUCCUCCCGCCCCGGUCCUAUCACCUUCACCGACACCUCACACCUUCCUCCACCCACUGACAGGGAAACCGCUGGACCCCUCCUCUCCACUCGCUCUGGCACUUGCUGCACGAGAACGAGCACUUACCGCCCGAACACCAAGCCCCGAGCCUCGGACUAAACAUGCAUCAGCCUCCACUACGCCCAUACCCACCCCAGCCGCCAGCCCCGAGGGCAGACACAAGCGCACCCCUAUGGCCACCCCGCAGAGCAGCCCUGAGCCCCGAUCCAAGCGCACCACCCCACAGACGAGCCCAGAGCAGCGAACCAAGCGCACUACUCCUCAAACCAGCCCUGAGCUGAGGCAUAAACGCAUAACCCCACCCCUGUUCCCUGAUGGACAGGUGGAGCGUCCAGAAACAGAGGGAGGAGUGACGUCACCUGCCGGCCCCUCACCUGAACGUUGGAGACCUUCCCCUUUGCCACCGCUGGCCAGUGAGAGUCACUCUGCUCUGAUUGACAGGCGCAGAAGUCUCACAGUGGGCAGCUCAGAGGAGGAGGGCGGGGCUUACACAGUGACACUCCCACCAGCAUUGUUGUCAUCCAGUGAUGAGGAAACUAGGGAGGAACUGCGGAGGAUCGGUCUGGUGACUCCUCCCCCUGCCUUUGCCACUGCUCCUGCUCCUCCUCCCCCAUCCUCCCUCACCCUAUUGCCACGACGAGGUGGGGAGGGAGGGGGAGUAGAGAGUGGUCCUGACUCCCUGGGUAGACGAGGAGAGGAGGAUGAAGGAGGUGAUGAACGGCUCCAUGACAGCUCCUCCUCCCCCAGCUCACUCCCUCCCUCCAUCACUUUGGCCUCUCCUCCUGCUCCAUCCUCCCCCUCCUCCCCACCUGCUGCUCACCCAUCUCCUUCAUCCGCCGCCACUUCCCCAUCAGGCCUAAAGCCUCGCCUUCGUUCGCCAAUUGGCAGGGGCCGCUCGGCGCUUCGAGACCCGCUGCUGAAGCAAUCUUCAGACAGUGAGCUCCUCCCCUCUGCUGCAUCCUCCUCCUCGCCCUCCUCGCCACUGUGUUCAUCCCCCACAGGUGGCGGUGGCCGGCAGCCACGCUACCUAUUUCAGAGGAGGUCCAAGCUGUGGGGGGGUGGGGACGACCGUGGGGACGAACGCCGGGGCCUGAGCCCGGAGGAAGGAGGAGGCCGUCCGGCAGCGUUGGGAGGUCAGGGGUCAGGGUCAGCUAUGGAUCUGAGCAGCCGGUCGGCUUCAGCCCUGGAGCUGAGCGGCAGGGCAGGGUCUGGACUGGAUCUGGCUAAUCGGCUACAGCUGCUCAACAAAGACAGUCACUCUCUGGGGGAGGAGCCGAGCCCCCUCGACCCGGGCCGGAGGUCACCAGUAGGAGGUGCCAGGUUGUUCUCCAGCCUCGGUGAACUUCACACCAUCUCCCAGCGAGGAUACGGCGCCAGCUAUACAGUCCGACCAGGAAGUCGCUACCCAGUUACCCGUCGGAGCCCCUCCCCCUCUCCCUCCCCCUCUGAUAGGUCAAUAGGGCUCACCUCCUCCCCCGCGCCCUGCUCUGAAAGGCCAGAUCUGAGCUCGGGUCGCGGUCUGACCAUCCUGAAGUCGUCCAGUCUCAGUCUCCCCUCCGAACCAAAGGAGGUUCGGUUUGUGAUGCGAAGCGCAAGCGCACGAACCAGGUCCCGUUCCCCUUCACCUUCACCUCACGCUUCACCUUGUCCCUCCCCAGUCCUCAGUGGCCCCCUGUUGGCCCUUCGGCCAUGGAGGCAGCGGCCCCUCAACCUGUGGAAUAAAUAUGACGUGGGUGACUGGCUGGAGAGCGUGGGCCUGGCCGAACACCGCCAGCGCUUCCAGGAGCACGAGAUCGAAGGCUCCCAUCUCCCCGCCCUCACCAAGGAGGACUAUGUGGAGCUGGGUGUCACCAGACUGGGACACCGUAUCAACAUCGAGAGGGCACUCAGACAGCUGCUGGAUGGUUCCACUUGACCCCUCACCUCUGACCACUAACCUCUAGACAUCCUGAAUUGUGACCUCAUAACCCCUGACUUCUGGUCAGACACUAGGCCAUGUCUUUGACUAGGAUAUCUUUGCAGUGACUGAAUCUUUAGACCUUUUUACCAACGUGGAACCCAGCUCUCUGAGUGAUCUCAGUGGCAUUUUGUCUCAUCAGCUCUUUGAUCAACUCAGUGUUGUGAAGAGUGUUAGCACCACAGCUCUGUGUCCGGCGUUCAGCUUUGGUUUGACGUCUGUUAACAUCUAGUGCCUACUAGUGCUACAUCUCAGGUUUCAUCAGAUCUGUGGACAAUAGAAUUUAUCAGCAGCACAACAGCUGACAGAUUCUUAUCAGUGAAAACUAGUCAAAUGAAUUCACACAGAGACGACAACACUGUCCAUUAUGGCUACAAACAAUUGAUUUCUCAAUUAAUCAUUUAGUC